Molecule: messenger RNA, 954 nt
Organism: Trypanosoma grayi
Lineage: Eukaryota; Euglenozoa; Kinetoplastea; Trypanosomatida; Trypanosomatidae
Exons: 1
Coding region: 1-954 (317 amino acids)
Source: RefSeq, a predicted model, not a curated record
AUGAACUUUGUUCGCGGCGUAUUCUCGAGCACGCCGACAAUUAGUGCGUUGCCCAUCAGAGAGUCGGCAGUGCCGCUCAGCUACGUGCUCUCAAGCUUCCGUUGGCACCUUGACUCACGGCCUCCCAGCAAGGCCAUCCUCGUGCAUGAUUUCUUGGGCUCGUCUGUGGCGUGGCAGCAGCUGCUACACAAGAACCUCGGGAGGCUUCCACUCUCAAACCUCACACUAAAGACGCCACUAGAGCUCUACGCUGUGAACCUGCGUGAACACUACCUCUCAAAGGGACUUCCAUGCCCGGCGGAAGCAAAGAAUUACGCUCUGGCUUGCGCGGCCGACAUUGUGCUGCACCAGCGCCAAAUUCUGCGGAGUGAUGCGAAGCUGGCUGGUCUUGGUUUUGGUGCGCUUGUGGCGUGCCAAGCUGCGCUGCACUCACCAGAGUCUGGCUUUGAAUCCCUAACACUCUUCGUGAAUGAUCCCUCGCAGUUGGUGGCCUGUGACCCGUCACAAUACCCCACGGCUUCUGUUAUUCUUGGUGUACCGAAGGAAAUAAAGACACUGGCCGAGCUAAAUAGGCAUCUGAGUAAAACUGUGCCAAAUCCGGUUGAGCGGGCGCUAAUUUUCGCGUCGGCGGAACAGCGGGAUGGUGCAAUUAGUUUCCGCUUUGGCAAGGAGCUGCUGGGCCUUCAAGGCCCACUACAAGGAGCCGUAGGUGUCGGCGAAAGGGUCCAAUUCCUGAAACAGGUCACAGUGGUUCAGUGCAGCGAUGCGGUGUUUCCACAGGAGGCGAAGGAUCGCUUCACCAAACACUUCCCUAACGCGACGUUUUUAAAAUUCGAGGGUGACCGUAGCGCGGGACUGAGUGGUCUGUACCUGCAGGGUGAGCCGUUUGUUGGCACCCUCCUCAGGACGAUGAACAUGCUUGCCGAGGCAGAGAAUGGGGAAGGAAACAAAUAA